Acanthaster planci (crown-of-thorns starfish) is the source of this 1050-nucleotide messenger RNA. RefSeq lists its product as uncharacterized. NCBI's taxonomy places the organism in Eukaryota, Metazoa, Echinodermata, Asteroidea, Valvatida, Acanthasteridae. Gene Ontology annotation, molecular function: serine-type endopeptidase activity. The record is from RefSeq and is a predicted model, not a curated record. Gene Ontology annotation, biological process: proteolysis.
AUGGGUGUUUGGAAGACAUCGUCGACAAGUUCGGUUCCGGCAACGGCACGGGCGUGGUAUCAAUGUCUGUGGGAGCAGGGUAUAGUCCCUACUUCAACUCACUUAUCCAGAACAUUCUCAACGAGGGACACUGUUUCUGUUGCUGCGGGUAAUUCAAACAUAGACGCCUGCGAUGAAUCGCCUCCAUCAGUGCCAGGGGCAAUCACCGUUGGAGCCACAAAUAGAUACGACAGACGUGCCUAUUUCUCCAACUACGGCUCUUGUGUCGACCUCUUCGCACCCGGUGUGGACAUCGUUAGUGCAAGCCACUCAUAUAACACUGGAAGUGUAAUAAUGUCAGGAACUUCAAUGGCAUGCCCUCAUGUCUCAGGUGCCGCUGCUGUUUAUCUGGGAUCAAACCCAGGUUCAUCUCCACAAACUGUGCAUGAUGCCAUUGUGAAUAAUGCGACUCCCGACGUAGUGUCUGACACUCAAGGAUCCCCCAACAAGUUGCUCUAUGUCCAGCCCUAAGUAUCUACACACCAUGGAUGCCGGAGACCAGAAUCAUAUGACAAGAUUUGAGAGGGUUGCAAUUCAGAAAGAUGAAUGGAAACAAUGAAUGAAGACGGCCGUAUGACAAAAAAGUACACUAUCAAACAAAUUUAAACAGCGAAUCUUCCGCAACAAAUGGUAAUACCUCAUUUUACAACUGUUGCGAAUUAAAUUGGCAAUCUUGCUAAAUGUGUUAAGCAAUGUUGAUCCCAUCAUACAGCAGAAGUGUUCCUGUGAUGUACAUGCCUAACCCACUGCUGGCCGCUUGAACCUGUAAUGUAAUGGGUGUAUUUUUAAGAGUAGGUCCAUAAAUCGCUUUCACAUCGAACAUUGCAAAGCACUUACAAUAGCCUUGAGUACUCUUAAAGAAUUCUUAAACCGCUGGUAAGAACUCCAAAAAACAAAAAACAGAAGAGAAAGAUGACAAUCCUCCAAACAUUUACUGAGAACCCUGUAUUAUGAUGUGAAAAAUUAUAUAAAUCACAAGCCUGGGGAAUGAAAUAAAACAACCUGCAUUUA